CCUGGCCCCAUAAGCAAUGUCGGAGCCUGCGUUCCGUUUGGCUUGCGACCCAAGCUUCUGCGUGGUGGAAAUAGGCGGCGGCUGGAAUUUCUUUGGGCCGCCGCAUUGCUCCCCAGCCUUGCGAGUAGUCCCCCUAUAAAGUCCCCUCCUUUUUGUUUUUUUUUUUUGUUGUCUUCUUGUCAAGAAUCUGUGUCUUCAUCAUCCUGGUUCGGUGGUUAGGUUUGAGCGAGAUCAUGUGAAGAAGCUCUUCCUUGGGUGUGCUGGUCCCGUGCUGGUGUUAGUGGAGCAAUGUGAUCUCACCGCCGAAGGAGACGCUCAGAUUGUGUGUCCGUGUGUUGAAACCGAACCUUUGCACUUUUCAGCGAAGGAUCCGUUUGUUGAACUGAAAAAUUUUCAGCCAUGAACGACCCUAAUCGCCCGUUGCGUGAGCCGUUGAUACAAAACCAGGUCACGGAGCCGCCGACCCAACAACAGCAACACGUAUUCAUCUUCGCGAAUGGCGUCACAAGAUCCGUCAGCAGACGCGACGAGACCAUUUCUUGCACGCCGGAUUGGAUAUGGGGAGAGGUGCAGAAGCAAGUUCGUAUCGCUGGGCCCAUGGUGUUUGUGGCACUCCUGCAGUACUUGUUGAUUGUGGUUUCUGUCAUGUUUGUGGGGCAUUUGGGGGAACUGGAGCUGGCCAGUGCAUCGAUAGCUAGUUCAUUCGCUGGCGUGACGGGCAACAGCUUGAUCAUUGGCAUGGCCUCGGCACUCGAAACACUAUGCGGCCAAGCAUACGGAGCUAAACAGUAUCACAUGCUCGGCAUUUACAUGCAGCGCGCGUGGUUUGUCUUGUACCUGGUGUGUAUACCAGUUUCAUUGGUUUGGUGGCACAUGGACUCUCUGCUCAUCUACUUAGGUCAAAACACCGAAAUCUCCAUGCUGGCGGGGGUGUACGCGAGGUACAUGUUGCCCUCCGCGUUCGGAAUCGCGACUCUCCACCCAUUGGUGAAGUUUCUCCAGACUCAAAGUCUCGUGGUACCCAUGGCACUUUUCUCCGGCGCCACUACACUUCUACACAUCCCUUUGUGUUAUUUCCUGAUUUUCAAGUCCGGGCUGGAAUACCGCGGUGCUGCAAUUGCGACCGGAAUAUCGAUUUGGGUCAAUGUCCUCUUCCUGGGUUUGUACGUGAGAUUCUCCUCCACUUGCAAGAGAACGUGGACGACAUUCUCUCGGGAAGCAUUCAACGACCUCUGGACUUUUGUGAAGCUCGCCAUCCCAUCUGCCGUCAUGAUCUGCCUCGAGUACUGGUCCUUCGAGGGGCUUGUUCUUCUUUCAGGGCUUCUAGUAAACCCACAGCUCGAGACCUCCACUCUCUCUAUCUGUCUCACGAGCCUGGCUCUGCUCUUCAUGAUUCCGUUCGGCAUCGGAGCUGCUGCCAGCACCCGUGUGGGCAAUGAGCUGGGCGCUGGGCGACCUCAGGCUGCGAAAGGCGCGGUGGUGAUUGCAGUCACCAUGGGCGUCACCGAGGGCUUGUUGAUGGGAACCAUUCUGUACACGGGACGGAACGUGUGGGGCAUAGCAUUCACAAAUGAGCCUGAGGUUAUUGAAUAUGUAGCUCGGUGUGUCCCAUUGCUUGCUUUCAUGCACAUCAUGGACUCCAUCCAAGGAGUGCUGUCAGGAGUGGCUCGUGGAUGUGGGUGGCAGGCCUUCGGUGCAGCUGCCAACCUCGGCGCUUACUACAUUGUGGGAUUACCGUCGGCUAUCAUCCUUGCCUUUGUGUACAACUACAAAGGUCGAGGUCUCUGGUUCGGCAUGAUCCUCGGCAUUAUCACCCAAACUCUGACUCUCUCGAUCAUGACCUGCUGCACUAAUUGGCAGAAACAGGCCGAGGAUGCGCUGCUGAGAGUGUAUUCCUCCACUGCUGCCACGCUUCCCGUGCAAUCGAACCAUAAGCUGAAACACGUUGCAGCCUCUGCUCAGCAUCUUCUCAAAGACGGAGAUGGUGAUGACCCCACCUGAUUGAUGAUGAUUUCCUGCAGCUCCUGCUCACGUACUCCGGCAUUCCGGUGCCUAGCGAUUACAUCAUGUGCAGGUGGAAAUUUUGUGGAAUGCCCAACAUCCUCUUCUUUCGAACUUUUAUCUUUGUUUCUUCUUCUUCUUCUUCUUCUCUUCUGCUUCUUCUUUUGUUGUUUUUCUUUUUGUUUGUUGUUUUUAUCGGUGCUAGAUUCCUUAGUGAGAUAGUUGUCACUGGAAGCUAUGCAACAAUUGUGUACUGAAUUUAGAGGGGCUCAGCAUCUGGCAUGGUUGGAACCGACAUGUCCGAGGAGGCAUCUCCGAAUGUGUGUUUUGCUGCACCUGUUGUUAUUUCACAAUUCCAGUUGAUGAUCCUUGUGCUCUCUCUCUCUUUCUCUUGUUGAUGCCAUUCAAGUCUUGUAUCAUUCAUUGAACUAGAGUUUAAUUUUCUUACAAUGACUUUGAACGAGAAUUUUGAACGACUACACCGAAGUGUAUUUCAAAAUUUUGCACCUGUUUUAAGAUGAGGAGGUUUUCAAAUGUCACAAAUGAGGUAGCAAAUGGGGGAUAGGGAUAUAUUUAUUAUAGACAUACACACAUACAUGUGUGCACUUAUUCAAGUCACUAUUGGAACUUGCGGAUGAGGAAGUCUUCAUCUGAUAUUGUUAGUGUUGGAAUUUUACUGUUAAUGAUGUAUACACAUUUAUGAAUGAAUAGAAUGGUUUUGCUGAUA
Molecule: messenger RNA, 2728 nt
Organism: Physcomitrium patens
Lineage: Eukaryota; Viridiplantae; Streptophyta; Bryopsida; Funariales; Funariaceae
Product: protein DETOXIFICATION 16
Biological process (GO): xenobiotic detoxification by transmembrane export across the plasma membrane
Cellular component (GO): membrane
Molecular function (GO): xenobiotic transmembrane transporter activity; antiporter activity
Source: RefSeq, a predicted model, not a curated record